UUUGUUUAUUUCUAUUCUCGUCUUCCUCUGAAAACAUACAUACAAAAAGUCUUCGAUACUUUUCGCGACUCCGAGCAGCUCUGAUCGAAAGUCGUUCUCUUUCUUCUUCAAUCCUUGUUCGGAAACGAUUUGCUCUUGUGGGUUGAGAUCGAAAUCAGAUAUCUUUUCGACUUUAUUCGCUCUGUUUUUUCCUCUGUUUCGAGCUCUAAUCGAUGGCGGAGACGAUGAUGAACAGAAUCAAGUCGUCGGAGGUUGUCCGGUGGGAGAAGUACCUUCCCAAAACGGUGCUUAAGGUUUUACUCGUCGAGUCCGACGACUCAACUCGUCAAAUCAUCACCGCCCUUCUUCGGAACUGCUCUUACAAAGUUAUAGCUGUGUCCGAUGGUUUAGCUGCGUGGGAGACUCUAAAGGAGAAGUCACAUGAGAUUGACCUUAUACUGACGGAGCUUGAUUUGCCAGCUAUAUCUGGUUUUGCUCUCCUCGCUUUGGUUAUGGAGCAUGAAGCUUGCAAGAACAUUCCUGUCAUAAUGAUGUCGUCGCAAGAUUCGAUGACGAUGGUGUUGAAGUGUAUGCUUAAAGGCGCUGCUGAUUAUCUGAUUAAACCCAUGAGGAAAAACGAGUUGAAGAAUCUAUGGCAACAUGUCUGGAGAAGACUUACUCUGCGUGAUGGUCACAAUGGUCAUGGUCUUAGCUUACCAGCUUCUCAGCAGAACGUUGAAGAUAGUGAUGAAACUAGUGCAGAUCAUUCAGAUCAAGGAAGUGGUCCUCAGGCUGCAACAAGCUGCAACGGUAACAAUAAGCUAAUGGAGGAUGUGACAAUGGAUUUGAUCGGUGGAAUUGACAAACGGUCUGAGUGCUUCUACGGAGACAACGCUCGUGAUGAGUAUGUUGGUCCGGAGCUUGGUCUUUCUCUGAAAAGAUCUUGCUCUGGAAGUUUCGAGAAGCAAGAUCAAAGCAAGCAACAAAAGCUUAGCCUCUCCGAUGAAUCAGUAGGCAUUAUUACAUUAACUUGUAGAUAUGAGAACAGCCAGGCGGCAGAGAAAGCAGAGGUUGGUGUAGAGCCGAGUAGCUCAGCUGAGCCCAAGACACCAAGUGAAUCACAUGAGAAGCUGUUAAGAUGUGAUCACGGAAGCGCUACAACGAGCAGCAACCAUGAGUACAUGGGAUCAUCAAGUUUAAGCGGACAAAAUGAGUUAAGCUUCCGUAACCAAGUUGGUUCUGAAAGCACCAAUGAUGUGAAAGGAAAGGAACAAGAAGAAGAAGGUUGUGGUCUGAGUGUUCAGGAGCAACGUCGGAGUCAGAGAGAAGCUGCGUUGUUGAAGUUCCGGUUGAAGAGGAAAGAUCGAUGCUUUGACAAAAAGGUAAGGUAUCAGAGCAGGAAGAAGCUAGCAGAGCAGCGUCCACGAGUGAAAGGGCAGUUUGUGCGUGCAGUGAACUCAGAUGCGUCUAAAUAAAAUAAAAGCCUGAAGCUUUUUGUCAGUUUCUUUUGUUGGGUUUAUGUAAUAGAGAGACUUGUUGUUAUACCUAUAUCUAGUUUGGCUUUUUGUACUUACUUGAGUGUGUUUCUUCUUCUCACCUAAUCUUGGAGAAACUGGGGUAAAUGUUCACCCUUUGACCUUUGUAUACAUUAUGUAAUGAUCAAAAGUAGCUACCUUAAUCCUGUAA
Molecule: messenger RNA, 1665 nt
Organism: Brassica oleracea var. oleracea
Lineage: Eukaryota; Viridiplantae; Streptophyta; Magnoliopsida; Brassicales; Brassicaceae
Product: two-component response regulator-like APRR9
Exons: 4
Coding region: 213-1454 (413 amino acids)
Biological process (GO): cytokinin-activated signaling pathway; phosphorelay signal transduction system
Molecular function (GO): protein binding
Source: RefSeq, a predicted model, not a curated record